UUCCUCUUCUUCUUCCUCUCUCUCUCUCUUCCUAUUUCUUAGCGAGGAGAAGAGCGAGGUGGAGAGCUCCAUGGUUUUAAUACCUUAGCAAUGAAUUGCGGUCACCUCCCGAUGGACACGCGGCUUCUCCUGCUCCUCCUCUUUCUAUUCCUCCUUACUUUUUCGCCGGCGGUGGCGGAUCUCGCCGGUGAUGGAGCUGCCCUCAUGACCUUCCGCGCAGCCGUCGGUAGAUUUGUGCUCCCAUGGAACACCUCGGUCUCGCCGUGCAUGUGGCCUGGCGUUACCUGUGCCAGCAACCGCGUCGUCUCCCUCCGCCUCCCUGGCUCCGGCCUCAUUGGCCAAAUUCCCGAAGGAACUCUCGGCAACCUUUCCAACCUCCAGACUCUCUCGCUACGCUUCAACGCUCUUUCUGGUCCCUUACCAUCCGACCUCGCUAGAUGUAAGGAGCUACGAAAUUUAUACCUUCAGGGAAACCGCUUCUCCGGUGAGAUCCCAGCGUUUCUAUCCUCUCUGAGUAGCUUGGUACGGCUGAACCUAGCAGAAAACAACUUCUCCGGUGUGAUCCCGCUGGCAUUCAACAAUCUCACGCGGCUUGGGACGCUGUACCUUGAGAGCAAUCACCUCAGCGGCGAGAUCCCGGAGCUCGACCUUCCCAACCUCGUGCAGUUUAAUGUGUCCUUUAAUCGGCUCAACGGAUCGGUGCCGUCGAAGCUACGCGACAAGCCAGCGAACUCUUUUCUGGGGAUGUCACUCUGCGGUGGGCCGCUUGGGCUUUGCCCUGGCGAGAUCUCGCCGGCGGCCGCUCCAACGGGAACUUUACCGUCCGGUAGUGGGAGCAAGCUCUCCGGCGCUGCUAUUGCGGGGAUCGUUAUUGGCACCAUUGCUGUUUUUCUCAUCCUUCUUGUUAUUCUGUUUUUGCUUUGCCGAAAAAAAGGAAAAGCUGGCGCGGCUAAGUCGGUCGAGGCAAAGCCGCCGGAGGUGGAAGUCGCGCUCAGGGAUGUGGGAAUCGUGGAUGGUGUUGGAACAAACGGAGGCGCCCCUGCUACGAAAGUUGCUGCUUCUUCGGCGCCGGCGGCAGCUUUGGCGGCUAAGAAGCAGCUGGCGUUUUUCGGCAAUGGACCAAAGGUUUACGAUCUAGAGGACCUGCUCAGGGCUUCGGCGGAGGUUUUGGGGAAGGGUACAUUUGGAACGACGUACAAGGCGGUGUUGGAGACUGGAAUGAUGGUGGCGGUGAAGCGACUCAGGGAUGCUAAUACGCCUGAGAAGGAGUUCAGGGAGAAGAUUGACGCCAUCGGCGCCAUGAAUCACCCUAACCUUGUUCCUCUCCAAGCCUAUUACCAUAGCAAGGAUGAAAAACUCUUGGUGUAUGAUUACAUGCCAAUGGGAAGCCUCUCUUCCCUCCUCCAUGGAAACCGAGGAUCUGGACGCACCCCUCUCAGCUGGGAGAUAAGAACCAGCAUUGCCAUGGCCGCAGCUCGCGGCAUAGAGUACAUCCACUCCACCAGCCACACUGCAUCUCAUGGAAACAUCAAGUCUUCCAACAUUCUCCUUACCAGCUCAUCCGAAGCCCGAGUUUCCGACCAUGGCCUCGCACAUCUCGUUGGCUUGUCCGCAACGUCAAACCGCGCCGCCGGUUAUCGGGCGCCUGAGGUCACCGACACCCGAAGGGUUUCUCAAAAGGCAGAUGUCUACAGCUUCGGAGUUCUCCUCCUCGAGCUUCUCACCGGCAAGGCGCCGGCCCAAGCUCUCCUCAAUGAAGAAGGCGUCGAUUUGCCACGUUGGGUGCAGUCGGUGGUUCAUGAAGAGUGGACAUCCGAGGUGUUUGAUAUGGAGCUGUUAAGGUAUCAGAGUGUGGAGGAGGAGAUGGCGGAGCUACUGCAACUUGGAGUAAACUGCACUGCGCAAUAUCCCGACCAGCGGCCGACGAUGUCAAUGGUGGUGGCCAAGAUUGAAGAGCUUCAGCGCUCGAGCGUUGAGGUUAGUAAAGAGUAAAAGCAAUUGACAGGAGGGAUCUGAUUAUCUGCUUAUUAGAAUUUCUCAAUGGUUUGAGCUUCUUUGUUCUGGAAACAGGAAACUUCCAUGUCUUCACUUGAAUUUGUUUAUACAUGAAUUGAUGGAUGUAUGGAUGGAUGAAUUUUCUUUUUCUUUGGGUGAUUUUUGUUAUUAUUUUCAAGAUCAAAAUUUUCCUUUUUUUUUUAAUCUUAAUGUAGAUUUUCAUGUUCUUCUCUUCUUUUUAA
Dendrobium catenatum is the source of this 2237-nucleotide messenger RNA. Its product is annotated as probable inactive receptor kinase At1g48480. Bases 91 to 1992 code for a protein of 633 amino acids. Gene Ontology annotation, biological process: protein phosphorylation. The record is from RefSeq and is a predicted model, not a curated record. The transcript has 2 exons. NCBI's taxonomy places the organism in Eukaryota, Viridiplantae, Streptophyta, Magnoliopsida, Asparagales, Orchidaceae. Gene Ontology annotation, molecular function: protein kinase activity; protein binding; ATP binding.